Oryza sativa Japonica Group (Japanese rice) is the source of this 1509-nucleotide messenger RNA. RefSeq names its product probable nucleoredoxin 3. Gene Ontology annotation, molecular function: thioredoxin-disulfide reductase (NADPH) activity. The record is from RefSeq and is a predicted model, not a curated record. Lineage: Eukaryota; Viridiplantae; Streptophyta; Magnoliopsida; Poales; Poaceae.
CACGACAAAACCAUAAAACUCCAGCAGCUGUUUCUUUUCUUGUUGUCAUUGCCAGACAUGGGAGAGACGGCAGAAGGUGUUGAAGCAGGCGAGAAAUAUGUGAGCAUACCACAGUUGGCUGGAGUUGGAACUCUUCUCUCCAAUGGAGGAAAGGAAAUACCUCUGUCGUCCAUUGAAGGGAAGAGAAUCUGCCUCUUCUUCUCGGCUCACUGGUGCAGGCCAUGCAGGAACUUUACCCCAAAGUUGCUCCAAAUCUACAGGAAACUCAGGAAUACUUGCAAGAAUAUGGAGAUAAUCUUCAUAUCACUUGACCGCGACGAGAUCAGCUUCUUGGACUACUUCAAAGGCAUGCCAUGGCUUGCCUUGCCUUUUGACACUGGCCUAAGGCAAAAAUUAUGUGUGCAAUUUGACAUUGAGCAUAUCCCAGCAUUGAUUCCUCUGUCAACAACGCUAUCUCAUGGAUUUCGAGUCGAAGAGGAUGCAGUGAAGCUGGUUGAGGAGUAUGGAGUAGAUGCCUACCCCUUUGGUGCAAAGAGGAGAAGUGAACUGGAGGGUAUGGAUGAUGCCAGGAGACAAGGAGGUAAUCUUCUGCAACUUCUUGGAUGCAAGGAAAGAGAAUAUGUCAUAAGUGCAGAUGGCAUAAAGACUCCUAUAUCUGACCUUAAUGGCAAGACAAUUGGACUGUACUUUGGAGCACACUGGUGCCCACCUUGCCGUGCCUUCACUAAACAACUCAGGGAGGCGUACGAUGAGCUGAAAGCCUUGAGACCUGGGAAUUUCCAGGUCAUAUUCAUUUCCAUGGACCGCAAUGAGGAAGAAUUCCAAGCAAGCCUGAGUGCAAUGCCAUGGUUUGCUAUCCCCUAUUCUGACACAACUGUGCAAGAACUCAGUAGAAUCUUCACUAUCAAAGGCAUCCCAACACUCUUGAUACUUGGACCAGAUGGUAAAGUGUUCAAAACAGACGGAAGGAGAAUAAUUUCAAAAUAUGGUGCAAUGGCAUUCCCUUUUACAGAAUCAAGAGCUUAUGAGUUGGAAGAAGUUCUCAAAAAGGAAAGGGACAGCCUGCCUCACCGAGUGAGAGAUCACCGUCAUGAGCAUGAGCUUGAGUUGGACAUGGCUAAGGCUUAUGUAUGCGAUGAGUGCCAACAGAAAGGGCAAAACUGGGUCUUCUCUUGCAAGCAGUGCAACUUCGAUCUCCAUCCAACCUGUGCGCAAGAAAGUACUGAUGUAAACAUCUGAGAUAUUUAUACUUCAAAUAUACUGACAACAAUGAUGUAUGCGUUUAUGUAUAUUGUGUCCAACAGAUCUAGUGCUAAUGUGGCACUGGAAAAAAAAAACUUUUAAGAUCUAGUACUACGGGACUCAACACUCAAUAGAAAAAACAGCUAACGUUCUGUGUCCCUGAAUGCAAGAUUAACAGAUGGAAUCUAUGGGUGCACAUUCCAAGUUCCAACAACAAAAUAGUUAUGUAAUGAUUUUUUUCAAUAGAAGUAUUCAUAUGUGACUAUA